This is a messenger RNA of Spathaspora passalidarum NRRL Y-27907, 1435 nucleotides long. RefSeq names its product recombinase (gene RAD52). The coding region runs from base 21 to 1397 and encodes 458 amino acids. Gene Ontology annotation, cellular component: nucleus. Gene Ontology annotation, biological process: mitotic recombination; double-strand break repair via homologous recombination; double-strand break repair via single-strand annealing. Lineage: Eukaryota; Fungi; Ascomycota; Pichiomycetes; Serinales; Debaryomycetaceae. The record is from RefSeq and is a predicted model, not a curated record. The transcript has a single exon.
UACUCUACUAUUACCAGAUCAUGUUCCCCCGGCCUGCACCACCACCAGCUAAACCGCCAGCAGUGCGUACUUUCAAACCAACACCAUACACACAACACGAACAGACGCGAAUUCAGACCCAGCUCAACAAAGUUCUUGGUCCUGAGUACGUGAGUUUCCGGCCUGGUGGCAAUGGUACUAAAGUUCUGUACAUUGAAGGCUGGAAAGCACUCAACUUAGCUAAUGAGAUCUUUGGCUUUAAUGGCUGGAACUCGGAGUUGAUCCUGACCCAGGUGGAUUACUUCGAUACUCAUGGAAACACGGGUAGAUUCUCCAUGGGGUUGUCUGUAGUGGUACGCGUCACUGUCAAGGAUGGAACGUACCACGAAGAUUUUGGGUAUGGAUAUAUUGAUAAUGCCAAGAGUAAAGCGAUGGCGUUUGAAAAGUGUAAGAAGGAAGCGUUUACUGAUGGGGUUAAACGUUGUUUAAGAUGUUUUGGAAAUGUUUUGGGAAAUUGUUUGUAUGACAAGACAAUUGUUGCCAAAAUGCAAAAAGUUAAAUUACCACCAGCAGAAUUGCAGGAUGAUAAUUUUCAUAGAGAUCCCUUGUUAGUGGAGAGAGAACGCAAGAAGGGGAUUAUUGAAAAGCAACACCAGGAAGAGGCAGUUAACGAGAAUAAACAGCAGCAGCAGCCACCAUCUCAUCAACCGCAACAGCAGCAGCAACAGCAGCAGCAACAACCGCAACAACCGCAAAAUCGUUACCAACCUCCACACCCGCAGUAUAACCAGCAGGUAGUUAAACCGGUAGUUAAACCACUGCCAACUCAGCAACCUGCUCCAAAGUUACCUCCGCCCCAGCCAGUUCCUGGAAAGCAACAACCUCAACAGCCACCACAACAACAAUUUGUUACUCCAAAACUGCCGUCCAAAGUAAUCGACCAUAAUCCUCAACUUGAUGAUUUCGAUGAUUCAUUCCUCUUUAGCGAUGACAUGGAUGAAGAUAGCCCACCUUUAAACUCAACUACUAAUACUACUGCGCCAGACUCGGCAGCUUCAGCAUUAUUUGUUAGUGCGAAAGGUGCAAACUUGCUCCAGCAAUCGCCAAAUCCUACCACUACAAAUCUCCCACACUUUGAUCCAAAAUUUGUAUCACCUAAUAUUCGACGUACGGUAGAUCCAACAAAAUCUGUGCCUGUUAAAAGACUGGACGUAAGUAGUAAUGGUGCUAGUCAGAACCAUUUACGAGGCGGUAGAAGUUUCAGUCCUUUACAUGGUGGAGUUGGUGGUAAAAGAGUGGGGAUGCCCCAGGGUGUAGUUCAAAAUAAGCGAUUACAUUUAGAUGGAACAGAAACUGCAUCGACAACGCCGCCAACAGUACCAGUGGUGCCAGCACCAUCCGCACCACCACCUACAUAGAAAGUAUAUAGCUAAUAAAACCUUGACAUAUCUGUAUG